UCUCAUGCACCCAUCAGUCAUCAAGACUCGAAACUUGUUUCCUGCCAUAAAGAAACCCAGGUCACCAAACACAAAGCCCGGUCGCAGCCCAGGAGCCGGCACGCAUUUUGACGCGGCGCAGUGAGAUUGAAGGUGUGCGCGAUAGUGGAGACCCGAAGCACAGGGCACCUCUGUCACCCCCGAACAUGGCAUCGACCAGUUUCGGAGCCCGCUCGAGAGCGGUUGCCCACGUUGGCACCCAACCCCUGGAGUCGCAUCACACACACAGCAACAACUCAUCGUUCAGCAGCGACAACACCACUUUACACACGCAUCGCCAGAACAACAAUUCAUCCAAGCUCCCUGCAUUCCGGUUUGCCGACCUGAGAAAGGAUCGUAUUUCGCUCCCUUCCCUGCAGCAACGCGCCCCGCUGUCUCCCAUCUUGUCGCAAACCACAGCUGAGCCCCUGGACCAUCAUCAAACCGAACAGGAGGAAACCCAUCGCAAUUCUGGCUCAUCGCACAGCGAACUCCACCAUCACAGCAGCGCUCGCACCCUUAAAUGGAGGUCAGUCUCGUUUGAAACACCUGAGAAGACUGGCGACGUCUCGAGGAUCCGCUCGCUCAAGUUCCAUCUGCCCUCCACCACAACCACUGUAUCCGCCGAUACGACAGCAUCCAAGCGUCCGGCGUCAUAUCCCCCAGACGCACACAGAGCGACUGACAAGCCGUCCGCGGCCCGGUCGCGAUUUUCAUACGACGCCAUUCCCGUGCUUAGACGUCGACUGACCGAGAGCGCGGCUAAGGACUCGGCCCCGGGCCAAGUGGAACCCUUGAUGCCCAACGCGACUGAGACCACAAAGUCAGACGACAACAAGUCGCGCCCAGCACUACUAUAUUCGCUUUCCGACAGUGCCACUGCCGCCAGCACCUCGGGUGGGCGCACGGGCAUUCCUCCCAUCAGGGUCUUUCGGUCCUCUGGGUCGCGCAAGACCGUGGUGAUUGACGCGCACGCCCGGCGCAAGUCCGAAGAAUCGGUCAAUAAGGAAAACACAGACCCUUACCAGCGUGACCGCGCAUUGCGGGCUCUUGAGGGACGGAGAGACGAGGACCCUUUGCAUACCAAACCGUCCGAAUCUGGGGAGAUGACUGCAACGACUGAUAACGACAACACUGCCGACAUCUUCAUGAAGAUCGCUCGUGAGGAGCCAACGGCUCGAGCGUUGGAGAGACAAGCGACGACUACGGAGAGUGUCCUUCCGCGGAUUGCUAAGACAUCGCACCGUCGUCCUCUCUCAUCGGCGAUUCCCUCCCAGGAUGGCCAGCUGCCCGUUCCACUCUCGCGUCGGCUUUCCGAUCAGCAGGAGAAUUCGCGAGCUCGACAGGGAUCGGUCACUCAGCCAGGUCAACAGAUCACGAGGGAGCUGUCAUACCGCGCGACUACUAGAGAGAACCUACCACCCAUCACAACCACUGCGGAGAGCCCGAGCCGCGCGCAGCUAGGCCGAAGUUCCUUGAGGCCGUCCCCUAUCACUCCUAGGCAAAUCUCUUUCAAAGACUCGUUUGCUGAAAGCGGCUCGGCAUACCAACGCAGAAGACAGUCUGUUACUGAGAACAACAACCACCUUUCAGGCUCAAGGGCCACGCCGUACAGGAGUUCGAAUCUUGCACUGACCCAGAGUCGAACCUAUCAUUCGUCCCCAUUGGGGCCCAAGUUCACAAGCGCCCCGACGGAUGGAUCUCAUAACAACUCUGACGCAAAUCAUGGCGUCGAGGGCACAGACUCCUCGUCCUCAGCUGCGGCGCCGUCAACGGUUUGGGAUGAGUUGGACGACCUAAAGUCAAGGAUACAUCGUCUUGAAUUGACAGGCAAGACACCAUUGACGACAGGGACAUCAACGUCCAAAUCGUCUGACGAGCGCCCGAGAACUGCCACCACAAGUGCCACAACUGUGUCGGCAUCCCCCAAGCAAGUGUCUGGUACUAGCUCAGCACAAGCCAACGGGAACAGCAAUCCGCCGUUGACCCGUGAAACCCUCCUCACGGCUCUCAGCAAGACAAAGGAUUUGGUCCACCCAGAAGUGUUCAGUGCUAUUGAAUCCGCUGCAACCGACGCCAUGGCCUUAUCAUCCAUGAUUGGUGCUCCGGGCCAGCCAGGGCCGAUCUCGAGUGGUGCCAGCAGCAUUGGCGGGUACAACGGCAGCGUGACAGACAGGCAACUGCGGAAGAAGGCAGAUAGCAUCUGCAGGAGCUUAACCGAGUUGUGCCUGGCGCUCGCUGACCAUAAUGGCGAAAAGAAACAGCCUCGGCAGCAGUUGCCAACGGUCGCACCUGAACAAGAACUCUUGCUGAGCCCCUCGUCCAACAAAGCCACAACUGGCGCGCUCACGCCCCAGAGACGCCCUAAUGCCAUUGCCGACAUUAUGGCGAAGGCCAGCACAAGUCCUAGAGCCCCGACAGCUCUGGAGCAAAAGAGGAAGACUAUGUUGGCCAGCAUCUCACUUCCUACCCCUCGGUACGCCACGGCACCAUCCACGCCUCUGGAGUCGAGCGCAGGGCGGAAGUCAUCUCUCCUCCUGGCCCGGAUUCGCCGAACAGGAACCGAUGAGGCAGAGGAAGUAGCCCCUCAAGCCGGAAGGAGGUCGUCGCUAUUGCUGAGGACAAGGAGAACCGGGGAGGAAGAGUCAGGGGAAAGCCGUGAAGGGCGGAAGACCUCGCUGCUCCUUCGGACUCGGAAAGCUAUGAGUGAAGAAGAUGAGUCGCCACGCACUCGUGCGCCAUCCAGGGCGAUCACCGAAGUGAAUGGCUUCCGUCCUUCACCACGGGAGCUUGCCAUGCCCUCUAUAACCGCUCAACGCACUUCCGAGAACAACAUAGACACACAUUCGGCCGUGCCACGCCGGGUCAUCCCGUCAGCCAUUUCUACCAGGCUUUCUUCCACAACAGUUACAGCAGCCCCACCACCGACCACCACGGCACGCAGGUAUCUCGAACGCGGGACGCUCCAGGAUCGAGCUUCUCUCCAGGAUCGAGCUUCUCUCCAGGAUCGAGCUGCUCUUCAGGAUCGAGUUACUCUCCAGGAUCGAGCUGCUCUCCAGGAUCGAGGCUCCUACCUUGAACGCGGCACGCACCAGGAGCGCGUGUCCGUCAACAACAUUUCGGAAAGGCUCGCUGAAGAGAGAGGGCAGCAGCAACGUACUCUCUCCCUAAGUCAAACCGCUAUGCUCAAUAGGACCGGUAGUCUAAGCCGCCGGACCCGUGAGAGCGGAAUCCCCAGCCUUCGCUCGUGAGCCGCUUGGAGACAGAGACAGCCCUCGGUCUCACCGGCGAGGCACACAGAUGACACCGCCAUGAGAUUACGAGGUCGCGCCUACCGAGUGUAUAUGCAUGGUGCAACGGGCGAUAUGG
Messenger RNA from Chaetomium strumarium, 3387 nucleotides. RefSeq lists its product as uncharacterized. The coding region runs from base 186 to 3269 and encodes 1027 amino acids. The transcript has 2 exons. The record is from RefSeq and is a predicted model, not a curated record. Lineage: Eukaryota; Fungi; Ascomycota; Sordariomycetes; Sordariales; Chaetomiaceae.